Messenger RNA from Mercurialis annua (annual mercury), 1775 nucleotides. RefSeq names its product telomere repeat-binding protein 4-like. The transcript has 6 exons. The record is from RefSeq and is a predicted model, not a curated record. The coding region runs from base 222 to 1460 and encodes 412 amino acids. Lineage: Eukaryota; Viridiplantae; Streptophyta; Magnoliopsida; Malpighiales; Euphorbiaceae.
UUAACCUGUUUAAUCAUGAACCAAACUGCGGGAAACAAAAACCCAAUUUGCCUUUUCAAAUCUUUGAAGUGAGUAAUUGUUGGUAAUUGACGAUUGAAAGAGACGCCGAUCGCUUCAAUAAUUCGCAAAAUCAAAAUCUUUACUGAAGAACAAACCCAAAGAUAAGUACUCUUUUCAUUUUUCUUAAACCCUAGUAAUUGAAUCAGAAACAAAAAUGAAAAAUGGACCCAGAUAUCACAUCAUGGGUUCUUGAAUUUUUAGCUCGCCAACCCAUUUCUCAUCGCUUGUUUAACAAAAUUCUUUACAAUCCCCAAAUCCCAAUUUCAUCAACUAACCCUCGCUUUAAGAAAACACUCCUUCUCCGUUCAAUUCAAGACGAAAUUGCUCAUGGGUAUGCUUCUUCUGAGUCAAUACUUGAAUCGCUCGAAAUUAUUGAAGAAUUGGACAAAAAACAGUUAAUUCAGAUCACAAAUUCAAUGAAAUUGGCCUAUGAAGCCGUUGCGGUGGACUGCACGGUGAAAUGGCUUAUCGGGGAUGGCGAUAAGGGUCAGUUUUUCGAAGCAGUGAAAAGGAUUUGGAGAGAUAGAAUAGAGAACUUAGAGUUGUCGAAUAAGAGUGAGUUGGUCACCGACGAAUUGAGGGAGAUUAAAGAAGAGAUGGAGGCUGCGUUGUUUGAUUUAAAUGCUUGCAAUAGGCUGUUGAGUAGGCAUACGGCUAAUGAAUCUCUGCGGCUCGUGAAAGAUUAUCUGAAAGAGGCAUUUGGUGUAAUGGGACCUUCGUUUCUUGAAUUAGCAGCCAAAGUUGAGUGGCAAAUGAAAGCAACAGAAGCAAAUACUGAAACGAAUGCUGGUCUAGAAAGUGAGAAGAAUGAUAUGCUUGACACUCACUCCCAAGAAGCAGUUAGGACUGUGGAGUCUGGAAGGGCACGCGUGAAUGUGCCUCCAACUCAGUUUUACAGGAUCCCUACGCCUGAAUUUACGAAAGUGAGAGAAGGGCUUGAAUCCAGCUCCCUAGAGUUGAAAUUAUUGGUGAAUGAUCCUCUUCCUGAUGCAUUGGCUUUGUCCGAGGCAUUAAUUGCUGAUAUGAAUAAGAAGGCUUUGAAUGAGGAGACUUCGGUCAAUCCUAAUUGUAGCUUAAUGGAUCGGAAUAAUACUGCUUGUACUUUUGAGUGGAGUGAUUCCAUUGAUGAUUCAUCCCCGGAAUCAACCAAAAGGAAAAGAUAUCACUUGGAUACUCCGAGUAUAAAUGUAGGGUCUCCAUUAAAGAUUUAUAAAACACCAAAACUCGCCAGAAGGAGGCAAUUCAAGAGGUGGACUGUUGAAGAGGAAGAUGCAUUAAGAGAGGCUGUGCAAAGGUUUGGAAGGGGGAACUGGAAAUUCAUCCUGCAGUGCAAACGAGACAUUUUUGUGGAAAGAACCGAGGUUGAUUUGAAAGAUAAAUGGAGAAACAUGAUGAAGUAGUAACUUAGUGAUGAAGGAACUUCUUGAAAAUCUAAAUCAGGAAUGUAAACUGAUUGCUGUUUAAUUUGGCGAGAAAUUACAAGGCUAAUUUUCAUUGCGUUAGUUUUUUUUUAAUUUCGUUUUAAAUGUAUAGACUAAUAUUUGCAUUCCACGUGUCUUUAUUUCCUGCCAAACUACAGAUGAAGGAUCUAAAUGAUACAUUAUGUAUAAGUUGUGGAUUUCUUUGUAAGAUAACUCUGAGAAUAAUGUUUUUGAUAUUUAGUGCGAAGUUGAGGAGGCAAAUUGAUCCUUUACUCGACAUGCUAAUCUCUUCCA